Trichoderma virens Gv29-8 is the source of this 3651-nucleotide messenger RNA. RefSeq lists its product as uncharacterized. The transcript has 3 exons. The record is from RefSeq and is a predicted model, not a curated record. Gene Ontology annotation, cellular component: cytoplasm. Bases 1 to 3651 code for a protein of 1216 amino acids. Lineage: Eukaryota; Fungi; Ascomycota; Sordariomycetes; Hypocreales; Hypocreaceae. Gene Ontology annotation, biological process: peptidyl-serine phosphorylation; autophagy. Gene Ontology annotation, molecular function: protein serine/threonine kinase activity; ATP binding; protein binding.
AUGGACGGCGAAGAGCCAACGCAGGCGACGCAAAACGUCCUCGACCCGCGCAGGGUAGGCAAGCAGAACUCGGGCUUUUCCGACGAAGACAUCUCGGACAUUGUCUGCGUGCUGUAUCCGCACUCGGAGUGUGCGCGCCACGAGGUCCAGCAGCUGGCCAGGAUCGGAUCGCCGUUCAUCAUUGGCAAGGACGCCGCCGACGGCGUUGAGCCCAACUACGAACUCGAGGACCAUGCGAGCCGCUUCGAGUCCGACCCUAUAAACCAUGGCAACUAUGCCAUUCUACUGCGGCUGUCAAGCCAAGUUAAGAACCCUGCGGCCGGCUUCGUCUUUGGGAGGAACAAUGCUAGGUGCGAUGUUGUCUUCGUCAAUGAUCCGCUGCGGAGAAUCAGCAACAUCCACUUCCGCAUAUACGUCAACGAGUACGGCAUCGUCAUGAUCGAGGACAAGUCUACCAAUGGAACCUUUGUCGACGACAACCUCCUCACUUCCCACCCCAAGGAGCCUGGCAAGCCACCCAAUACGAGGUGGGUGCUGAGCUCGGGAGCCAUCAUCUGCAUCUAUCUUCACAACCAGAUGAAGGAUCUCUCCUUCCGAGUCCGAAUCCCACGCCGCGAUGACGAAUACGAGGGGGCAUACGCACGCCAGGUGGAGGAGUAUUUUGCUCGCCACGCCUUGCAAGGGCCGGUUGAGACCGUCACCACCGGCCCCGGAGGACAUGUCGAUUUGUUCAAGACGGCUCAGCCGGCACCCCCGCGGCGCCUGGAACGCCAGCCGUCUGAUCAGCGUUCUCCCUCAAAGCGCAAAGAUGCCCGAGCUGUGCGACGAGAGUGGACUGGAUCCGGCAAGUACAACAGGAUUGGCAUGAUCGGCAAGGGAGCCUUUGCGGUGGUCUACAAAGUUACAUCAAAGUAUGACGGAAAGCCGUACGCCGCCAAAGAGCUCGAGAAGCGCCGCUUCAUUAAGAAUGGGGUGCUGGAUCAAAAGGUGGAGAAUGAGAUGAAGAUUAUGCGCAAGGUGCAUCAUCCCAACAUCGUGCGUUACAUGGAAAACUUUGACUGGGAUGAUCGACUACUCAUCAUCAUCAUGGAAUAUGUACCGGGGGGUGAUCUUGGAAAACAUAUCGUAGAUUAUGGGGCAUUCUCGGAAGACGACUCAAGGACAAUGGCCCAGCAGCUGCUGAGCGCACUCGCCUAUUUACAUCGCAAUAAUAUCACCCAUAGAGACGUCAAGCCAGACAACAUAUUGAUCAACACGCUCCAGCCACUGGACGUCAAGCUCACAGAUUUUGGGCUUUCAAAGAUGGUGGAUACCGAGCAGACUUUCCUCAGGACCUUUUGCGGCACACUGCUCUACUGUGCCCCGGAGGUGUACACCGAGUAUGUAGAGUACGAUGAUAACGGUAUUAGGAGCAGAGGGAAAAAGGCUCGCCGUGUACCGGGCCAAAGAUACAAUCAUGCCGUGGACAUCUGGUCUCUAGGCGGCGUCCUCUUUUAUUCGAUGACAGGCCAGCCUCCCUAUCCAGUUAAAAGCGGCAUCAGCUAUUCCGAACUGCUGCAUAAAAUUAUGACGGAGAUGCUGGACAUUCGACCAUUGGAUCAACAAGCCAUUUCCUCGAGCGGCAUUGACUUUCUCUGCCGCAUGCUUCAGAGAAGACCGGAGAAUCGUGCGACGGUAGAAGAGCUCGAUGACCAUCCAUGGUUGGGUGGUACAACUAUUGAAGCCUCUCAGUCGUUUGAUGAAAUUACCGACGACGAAGACUACUUAGAUCCGCAGCUCCAGUACCGGACACACGACGAUGUUGACGAGGAUGACCGAGUGAGUGAUUCCAUGGGUGAAGAGGAGGACGAAGAGGGGGGACAGGAUAAGGGAAAAGGAAAGGAGAAUGGAAAUCAUACCUUUGGUCGAGGUACACAGCCUCCACGCCUCUUUGGAGAAGUUGGGGCUUCCGCCUUUGUCAAUUCUGGAGCAGUACCUGAGAAGCAUCUCAACCUGCCGGUUACGAACAGGAAUGGAGCGAGUGGCGGCAGUGGCGGCAGCAGUGACAACUUCGAAAGCCAAGUAGACGAGGCCUACGACUCUGGGGAUUCCGCCGCAACUCUCAUUAAGCACCGUCGCAUCUUCCGACAGGAGACAAGCGUGUCCAUUGACCACCAUCAGUCUGCCGACCAGCUGCAAAGCUUGGUGGAAGACGUCGCUUCGCAAAACUUGAAUGGCGCUGAAUCAGUGGUGAGGCAUCCGGAAUCGUCGUCACUCUACUUGACCGCCUCAAUGGAUUUCAAUACUAGCAAGCGCAAACCCCCGUCAGUUGAAGCCAGCGAUGAGUUUGACAGCACGCCUACGGGGAAACCAACCAUCAAAAGGCUAAAGUCUGACGGGUUUACCGAUGACCUUUCCGAGGAGGCUGUUGAGGAGUGCAAGCUGCUGGCCCGCAUGCCUCCCAUUCAGAGAUCUGGAUCCGGCCGUCAGAUUGACGGAAUAGUAAAUAAACAACGCUUUUGGGAGCAGGACCGCAAGACGUGGCACCUCAACUACCCUGAGAUGACGCAGCUCCAGUACGAGGCGUUUGUUCAGGCGGCGCGCGACAGAGGCGAACAGUUCAGCCCAGGCAAGACGCCGCUGUGGAGUCUGGCUAUGAAAUACUUCCCCCCUGUUGCCCCGGCGCAGAGGCACAAUGGCCAAGCCAACUCGCCAACUCUGGGGCAAUCUCCUGACGAGGACAUCGCCAUGGAUUUCCCCCCUACUGCUGUACAACCUGAGGAAGACGCGGAACCUUACAUUCCAGAUUCUCAGAAUGUUGUAGUUCCUGUGCAGAAAGAGACACAGGCCAGGGCCAUUGGCCUGAUAGAACCUGACAAGAGCUCCUGCGUUCAGGGGAUUUCAUGUCCCAUGACGGAUUCGCUGGUAUCAUUCGGUCGGGGCCCGGAAAACACCGUCGUCUUCGAGGCAAGGACUGACACAAGAGUGCCAAAGUACGCCUUCAAGGUUUUGCUAUGGAAAGAGGGCUACGAUCCCGCAAAGGACCCGGCCAAGACUCCUCCCCCGUGGGCCCGAGACUCAACACCAGACAAAGACUCGUAUUUCUGCUGGAUCUCAUCCAAAGCCACGAUAGGCAUCCGCGUAAACGGACACGACCUCCCGUCUUCCGAUCCAAAGAACCCCUCGGCACCCUCCGUGCACUGGACCAAGAUCUACGACGGAGACACGCUCCUCGUAUGGGGCACCCCCGACGCCAAAUACCAGACAAAGUUCGUCUUCCGCUGCUUCUGGGGCGGCUCGGCUCGCCCGCGCCAAGACCAGCAGAGGCUCGAGCUCGCGGACGCCUCCGUGGCGGAGAAGCUCGACGCCGCGUGCCAGCGCACGGAGAAGCGCAUCCGCGACGUCGCCGACAAGCUCGCCGACAAGCGCAGCAGGAUCAACGACGCGAAUGCCGAGCACAAGGAGCGCGGCCGGCGCAUCGACUUUGAGCGCGAGAGGAGCUACGCCUUUGAGCGGAACAGGCUCGAGGCCAUGGAGAUUCUCGCCUUGAGGGGCGCCUCGUCGAGGAAGGGCUCGCCCGCCAGUGUGGCGCCAACCAUGUAUUCGAAUCGGUUGCAGUCGACCAUGAUUAGGAUGAGUCCGGAGAAGGAUGUCGUGCGGUCGGUUCGAUGA